GUUUAAGGGAUAAAAGCUAUGCAUUUUUGAUACAGUCGCAGCUAUUAUAAUCAAGGACUCCUAAUAUACUGUAAACACGAAAUCUUUGUGAACAAUGAAUCUAUCAAUUUUACGGCUAGGAAUCACCAAUAAUUUCUUUAGACAGACUAGAAUCAGUCAGAGUGUCCUAUAUUGUCGAUAUUCAUCAUCAGGAAAUCAAAAACUUCAGCAGUUCAACAUCAGAGAUGAAGUUCCAGACGGGCGACCAUUAUAUCUAGAUGCUCAAGCAACGACUUCACUAGAUCCGAGAGUGCUAGACACAAUGAUGCCAUUUUUAACAAAUUUCUAUGGAAAUCCACACAGUCGAACUCAUUAUUAUGGAUGGGAAACAGAAACUGCUGUCGAAAAGGCUCGUUCUGAUAUUGCUAAUUUAAUUGGUGCUGAUCCAAAAGAGAUAAUUUUCACAUCCGGUGCAACAGAAUCAAAUAAUAUAGCAGUUAAAGGUGUCGGACGAUUCUAUGGUGCUAAAAAGAAGCAUAUCAUUACAACACAGACAGAACACAAGUGUGUCUUAGACUCAUGUCGAGCACUCGAAGGCGAAGGCUUUAAAAUCACAUAUUUGCCAGUUGAUAAAAGUGGACUUAUCAGUCUUGAGGCGCUUGAUAAAGCAAUCACUCCAGAAACGUCAUUAGUAUCAAUUAUGGCUGUAAAUAAUGAGAUUGGAGUUAAACAGCCAAUGGCAGACAUAGGAAAGCUUUGCAGAUCAAAGAAAGUCUUUUUUCAUACAGAUGCAGCACAAGCUGUCGGCAAGAUUCCAUUGAAUGUUAAUGAUAUGAACAUUGACUUGAUGUCAAUCAGUGGACAUAAGAUUUAUGGACCGAAAGGUAUUGGUGCAAUUUAUAUUCGUCGUAGACCACGCGUACGAGUUGAAGCUAUUCAAAGUGGCGGUGGACAAGAAAGAGGAAUUAGAAGUGGAACAUUACCAGCUCCUUUAGUCGUUGGAUUAGGACGAGCAUGUGAAAUAGCACAAAAGGAAAUGGCCUAUGAUCAUAAGAGGAUAGAAUAUUUGUCAAAAAGAUUAAUUGAUGGAAUUAUGGGACAAUUAGAGCAUGUCGUAAGGAACGGAGAUCCAGAAACUUCAUAUCCAGGAUGUGUAAAUUUGUCAUUUGCAUUUGUUGAAGGCGAGUCACUUCUGAUGGCUUUAAAGGAUGUUGCAUUAUCUAGUGGAUCAGCAUGUACUUCAGCAUCAUUGGAACCAUCGUAUGUACUGCGAGCUAUCGGAACUGAUGAAGAUUUAGCACACAGUUCAAUACGUUUUGGUCUCGGGCGAUUUACGACAGAUGAAGAAGUUGAUUAUACAAUAGACAAGACUGUUAAGCAUGUUAGUCGACUGAGGGAAAUGUCUCCAUUAUGGGAGAUGGUCCAAGAAGGCAUCGACAUUAAGACAAUACAAUGGUCACAGCAUUAAAAAUUCAAACAUUUUCUGUAGGAUUCCACAAAGUACACAAUUUUUUUCUUCUUUUUUCAAGCAUGUCACUUAUUAUUUUUUCAGCUUUAUUAUUAAUUUAACUUUCUUUUCUUUCUUGCUGCCAUAUUUUAUUAGUUGUGUAGUAUCAAAAUUCUGCAAUCUACAAAUGAAUUUUUCGUUUGUAUCUCAUCUAUUGUUUAUGUUAUUACUUUUUUAUAGUGGUAAAAGAAGCUCUUUAAUGCAGUAAUAAAAAUUGAAUUUAAAUAUAUUUUAAAAUUCUAUGUGAGGCUAUAAAGUAAUGGAUAGCAACAAACAGAAAUUACUCUUUCAUUUAGCACAUUUUUGAAAUUAUGUUUAGCAUCUCAUGACUGACUUUUGUAUUUUGAAGGGAUGGGAAGAAUUUGAGUUGAUAUAUUUUUAAAACUUUCCGUUACAAAUUUUUUUGAAUUCAGAAAAUAACCGAUUUUAUUGGUUUGAACCGGUUCAAAUAAAUUGAAUUCUUUUCGGUCGUUCGUUUUUGAAUAUUUUCCAACCGGUAUUUUUUUAAGAAAAAAAAAAAGAUUAUCGAUCACGUGUAGCCACAAAUUACAACUUUGGAUAUAAAUAAUUGAAAUUGACAUUUAAAAC
Molecule: messenger RNA, 2074 nt
Organism: Chironomus riparius
Lineage: Eukaryota; Metazoa; Arthropoda; Insecta; Diptera; Chironomidae
Source: the annotation of a GenBank genome assembly